UAAUGUUGAUACUGUUUGUAAACAACGAUUGAUCUUCAUCAAUAAAGAUGGGUUUCGACUUUAAAUUUAUUAGUAGAUCAUUAGAACAGUUUUAUUUUAGUUUAUUGUAUAAUAAGGGUAAGACUCCAUACGAUCUAGCAGCAAAAGAAGAAAAUGGGCAGUAUAAGGAGGUGAUGGAAUACUUACAGGAACUAUCAAAUCCAAUUUUGACCAAACUCAGACAGUUAAAUAGAAAUGAGUUCCAGGAUCUUGUAGCUCUCGGAACAUUUGCUUCCUAUGAAAACAGGGUUUAUUUGUCUGGGCCUUGUAACAUUGGGAAAUCGUCGCUUGCAAGUAUUCUUAUCGGCGAGGAAAUUCCAAAGACGUGGUUUUCAACUGAUGGACUAAUUAUUCAUUUUGGAAGAAAUGGCAUCGACUUACAACAACGAAAGAUGAUUCCAUUGGAAAAAGGUAGUGGUGAUGUUUUAGCAAAACUACUUCUCGGGAAUCCAGAAUUAAAGAAACAACCAAGUCUGCAAGAUGAGAGUAUAGAAAAAAAUCCAGGUGAUCCAAAGUCUAAUGUUAAAACAAAGGGAAAUCAAUUAAAUCUAUCGAAUGUAAAUCUGGGUCCUUCAAACCAGGAACACAUGUCAUCGAAAUCAAAUCAGGAGACAUCAAAAGACUUCAAGGAACAACCAAUCCAUACUGCUAAUUCCAUUCAAGAUGACUUAUUGGUAAAGAUUAAGAAAGGUACAAAUAUCAUGAAUAUAGCACCAUCAGAUCUGGUCGAUUUUGGUGGACAAAAAUCAUUUGAUAUGACCCAUCAGUUAUUUAUCCAGCACAGGGGAACGUUCAUUCUGAUGUUUGAUGGACGUAAAGGCCUUUAUACAGAAUUAGAAGAAUAUCCGCAAGGAGAUGUUACUGCAGCAUCUAUUCUGGAGCAUUGGAUUAAUUCUGUAUUGACAUACUGUAACAAAACUGAAGAUAAAAUGCCAAGAAUUUUGUUUGCGGCCACUCAUAGUGAUAGCUUCUCAGAGGAUGAGCAAAAGAAACUGGUGCUUAAAUUCAAAGAAGAACUGCGGAAAAUGUUUUCCUUUCACAAGCUUCAUGAGCAUAUCAUGUAUGACAAUGUCUUUUUCAUGAAUGCAACGGAUGCAGCAGAUCGAGAUAUUGAGCGCUUGAAGGAUACAUUAGUUGAUAUCGCCUUUCAGCAGUCAACAUGGGGACAACAGAUGCCGAUUGUUUGGGUGCCUCUUGAUUUACAGAUAUCAGAUAUGAGAGCAGAGGGAGUAAAGUUGAUAACAAAGAAGAGACUUUUAGAGAUAAACAAAUCUAAUAAUGAAUUUGCUCUAAAUGAAAGAAGAGUAGACGAUUUCUUACUUGUUCAGCACUCGAUCGGAAAGCUGUUGUAUUUCGAUGAACCUGCUUUGAGAGAUUUCAUUGUCAUUCAACCUUCAGCAAUGGUCAAUAUCCUGAGAGCCUUCGUUACAGACAUAAUGUUUUGGCCAGAAAAAGGACCUGUUCGAGACAUACUUGAAAAAUUAUCAUCUACUGGAGUUCUAAAGAAGACAGAUCUUAUUACUCUUUGGUCACAACCAGCUUUCAAGGAAAUUUUGACCGAUAUCAGAACAAAGGAAUAUAUAGUGCAAGUCCUCCUCCAUCUAGAUAUCCUUGUAGAACCUAAAAGAUACACUGAAACGGAAGUUGCUGCAGAUUCUUUUCUAGUACCCUGCAUUGUGAAGGAAAAUAUUCCACAAAAAAUGCGCAGAAAUGCAACAGACGACAAAACACUAUGCAUAGCUUAUCAUCUGAAGGAGACAGUAGUUCCAUCUGCUUUGUCGUUCAAGCUUAUAGGGGCUGCUAUUAGCAUCUGGCCUCUGAAAGUAGACGCCUCUCGGUUUUGUCUUUAUUUUCAAGCUGCAAUUAUGGAUGCUGACAACAGAAAUGAACUUCAAAUUCAUGUUAAAGGGCAGAGAAUAUUUGCAUACCUCAUCAAUGACGAGUCAAAGCAGCUCAUAUCACCAGAUCUAGCAACAACAACACAGGAAUGCCUAACUUUGGCACUUGAACGAAUUCUUCAGUUUUACCAUCGUUGUUUUGGUAAACAAAGUCACCAUUUAAUGUCAGAUCUGUUUGAAAUAGAAGUCGGAGAAGUAUGCAAAGGCGAAACGUGCUUACUUCCAUUAUGUGAUGCUAAAACAAGAAAGUCUUGGAUAUGCAAGAAUGGAAUAGAACAUAAAACCAAAAUUUCUCUGAACUGGGUUUUUGAUAAGGUCAGUGACACUUUUUUAUAACUAUUAUCU
Mytilus trossulus (common blue mussel) is the source of this 2282-nucleotide messenger RNA. RefSeq lists its product as uncharacterized. The coding region runs from base 48 to 2273 and encodes 741 amino acids. NCBI's taxonomy places the organism in Eukaryota, Metazoa, Mollusca, Bivalvia, Mytilida, Mytilidae. The transcript is spliced from 6 exons. The record is from RefSeq and is a predicted model, not a curated record.